AUGUCGAGCGGUGUCCCAGUACUGUUAGCCCAUGUGGCUACUGAAGAGGAGGUGGACUUUAAGAAGGAAAAUAUCGACACGAAUGGUAACAUUCAGGAUGUCAAAAACAUCGGCAAAGGGCGAAACAACAAUGUUAAAGGAUCGCGUCGUUUGCGCAUUAACGAUGAGGAACGCCGUAUUGCCUGGGAAAUAGAACAGAAGAAAAAGCCUAUUCUUGAAAAGGGAGUAAAGGGUAGAGUCAAGUGGUACAGUGUCCGUUUCCAUUACGGUUUUAUCGCACGUGAUGAUAAAGGAAACGAUGUUUUCGUGCAUCAGACAGCUAUAACAAAGUCGCGAAUCAUUAAGUAUUAUCUGCGUACUCUAGGCGAUGGUGAAGAAGUCCUUUUCGACAUUGUUGAAGGAAAGCAAGGACCUGAAGCCGCCAAUGUUACCGGACCAAAUGGUGCUGAGGUUCGUGGUAGCAAAUACCACAAUUUUCAGUUCUCCAGUUUUCGUCAUCGCAUGGCAUACAAUCGCGAACGAUCAGCUCAUCAAGAAAAUGAGAAAUAUCGACGUGAUGGGCAGGACCGCAAACCAAAUGAAAAGCAAGAGGAUGAUAAUGCAGACAUAAAGAAGCCGAAUAUUGAACGUCGGCGACGUAUUCGUAAUUUCAGAGCUCGUCGUCUGCCAACUGCUGCAAAGAAAUCGGUUAAUAGUGGUAGAGAUCGUGGUGAAGGCGAAGAUGGUGGUGGGGAUUCGAAGAAGGAAAGCAAUCACAGUGAUAUAUGCAAUGGUACUCAUAGUGAAGGCCGUGGAGAUGCUCGUCGCUCAACACGCAAGAAUGGCGCAACACGUCGUCGCUCAACGGCUACCACGGAUGCAAGUCAGUCUGAGACGGAAGGCAUGGAGAAGGAAAUCAAGAAUGCAUCUAACGCUGCUCUAGGAGGUCAAUAA
Messenger RNA from Loa loa (African eye worm), 933 nucleotides. RefSeq lists its product as hypothetical. Bases 1 to 933 code for a protein of 310 amino acids. NCBI's taxonomy places the organism in Eukaryota, Metazoa, Nematoda, Chromadorea, Rhabditida, Onchocercidae. Gene Ontology annotation, biological process: regulation of gene expression. The transcript is spliced from 9 exons. Gene Ontology annotation, cellular component: nucleus. The record is from RefSeq and is a predicted model, not a curated record. Gene Ontology annotation, molecular function: nucleic acid binding.